AUUCUACAUUCUGCAUCUAAUGGAGGUUAAACAUACGGAAACAAACAGAGGGAAUAAAGCUAUUAUCGUUGAUGGCUACGUCUACAGGAAAAUCAAUACCCUGAAAAAUGGUAAUAUUGUAUACAUUUGUAGUGUGUCCAAAAAUUGUAAAAAGUCAUUGACGACAGAUUCUGACGGUGUUAAUGUAGUGAAAUCAAGGAACCAACACAGCUGUAAAAACGAACCUAACGAAAGAAAAGCCGAAGCGAGACAACUCCGAGUUCGUCUUAAAAAGCAAACCCAGGACUACAUAAAAAGCCCUGCUGCAGUGGUCAAAUCGGAAUUAACAAGAAUUGAAGACAGCAAUCUGCAGGAUAGAGACAUUCGAAAUGCUUCGAUGGCCUUGUAUAGACAUCGUCGGAAGAACUUGAUAACAGUGUUAGAAAGCAUAGCCCCUCCCCAAGCACCACUUGAGAGAGUACUUACAACCUCGCAAAGCGGAGAGGUAAAAAUGAGUAAUCUGGGGCGCAUAUUCAAGUACACAAACUGUCGCCUUAUCAGAGGUGGUGACCUGAUUACAGAUGACCUCUGGGUCAGAGAUGGAAUCAUUGUCAACCCAGAGGAGAUCUUCUUCCAGGAGAAAGUCUCUGCAGAUGUUGUUGUAGACUGCAAAGGAGCCAUCAUAUGUGCAGGAUUUAUAGAUGUACAGAUUAAUGGAGCAUUUGGUGAAGAUUUUUCAAAUACAGACAACAUUGAGGACUGUGUGUCAAAAGUUGCAUUUGGAAUUCUAGCACAUGGAGUAACCUCUUUCUGUCCCACUAUUGUCACAUCGAGUGGAUCCACAUACAAACAGGUUGUACCAAGAGUAAAGAAGAGGAAUGGCAGUGAAGAAGGGGCAGGCAUUUUAGGUUUGCAUUUGGAGGGUCCAUUUAUCAGCAAGGAGAAGAGAGGUGCACAUGAUGUGGAUUUAAUCCAGACAUUUAACAACGGAAUGUCUGAUGUAACAAAAAUCUACGGAGAAGAUCUGAGUAAUGUUGCUAUAGUAACACUGGCUCCAGAGCUGGAGAGAUCUGCAGAAGUUAUCAGGGAACUAGUGUCCAGAGGGAUCAAAGUCUCUGUUGGACAUUCUGUUGCAAACCUGAUUCAGGGAGAAGAGGCAGUUAACAGUGGUGCUACAUUUAUCACCCAUUUGUUUAACGCUAUGCUACCAUUCCACCAUCGUGACCCUGGUUUGAUUGGCCUGUUGACCAGUAAAAGGGUCCCCAGUGAUGUUCCGUUCUAUGGUGUGAUAUCAGAUGGCAUCCACACACAUCCAGCAGCUCUCAGAAUUGCGUACAGGGUUGACCAGCGAGGUAUGGUGCUUGUGACAGAUGCUAUUUCAGCGAUGGGGCUCCCAGAGGGGGAACACAGGUUUGGCUCCCAGACAAUGGAAAUAAAGGGACGAAGAGCUGUCAUCAAGGGCACCCAAACACUAUGUGGCAGCAUAGCAACAAUGGAUAUGUGUGUUCAGCACCUCAGAAAAUCCACAACUUGUGGGACAGUUAAGGCUCUGGAGGCUGCCACCUUCCACCCCGCCCACUUCCUAGGAAUCACUGACAGGAAAGGAACUCUGGACUUUGGGACUGAUGCUGACUUUAUAUUAUUAGAUGACGAUCUCAAAGUUCUAGCCACCUACAUAGGAGGGGAAUGUGUAUGGAGCAGACAGGAAUUGGAAUGAUGUCUACAAAAAAUAUAUCUAUAGGCUAUACUUUUAUUUCAGUUAUCUCAUUAUAAUAGCUAUAAUAUUAUUUUUUUUAUGGUUUGUAAAGAGUACAGGUCUGCACUGCCUACUAUAUUUUUUGAAUAUAUUUUGAGAUGUUUAUUAUUUUGUUGGUGCUUUAAACUAGGAUUUUGUUUUAAAAAUCAUAUUUGUCAAAACAAAUAAGUAUAUGCAUUAGUAUUCUUAGAAAAGGCAAACCAAAAAUUGGGAAGUGUUUUUGCUAUUUUCUAUAAUACCUCAUAUAUGUACAUGUAUACAUGUAUGUAACGUGAAAGACAUUCAUGGAAGUCAAAACACCUAUAUGUAAUUGUGAUUCUUAUUCCUGAUUUUAUUGUGGUCAUUAUAAUUUUGGUAUGCCACUUUAAGCAUUACUGUCUGAUUUAUCUGAGUAGAAUGUAUACUGUUCACAUGAGAAAAAGACAUGUCCAUGUAUGUUUAUAAACAAAACAAUUUUUGAUUUUAUUUGGUUAACAAUAUCCUUUAUAGAAAAAUAUUCUCCUCACCCCUUUGUUCAGGUGAAUAUUGCCCUUACAACUAAGGACCCUCUAAACACUGCAAACUAUAGAGUUAGAACUAUAAAUAUUUAUACAGUUAGAGUUAUCUGCCCUUAGAUCUAAAAUACAAUACCGGUAAUUAAAGCCAAUGGUGUAUUUCUCAAUUUAUGAUCAAUUCAAGCAUUCCUAACAUUGUAUUAGGCAAUUUAUUAGCAUAUAUUUCCCCCAUUUUAUUUAAGUAAGUAUCAUUAAUUUUUGUUUCUCAGUGGUUCAUUCACUGACAUUUUUUCUCGAGGGA
Molecule: messenger RNA, 2530 nt
Organism: Saccostrea echinata
Lineage: Eukaryota; Metazoa; Mollusca; Bivalvia; Ostreida; Ostreidae
Product: N-acetylglucosamine-6-phosphate deacetylase-like
Exons: 10
Coding region: 20-1696 (558 amino acids)
Biological process (GO): N-acetylglucosamine catabolic process
Molecular function (GO): N-acetylglucosamine-6-phosphate deacetylase activity
Source: RefSeq, a predicted model, not a curated record